AGGAGACAUGAUAGCUUCUACUUCGGCAGAUGUCAAAACAAAAAAAUCUUUGCGAAAGUCAAGAAAGUGUCAAGUCUGUUAUUUACGUGCUCAUGGAAAUCAUUAUGGAGUUGUCAGUUGUCGAGCUUGUGCCGCUUUUUUUCGAAGAGUUUUCAUAACUCAUAAACAGCAUUUUAAGUGUCAAGGAGGCCAAAUGAAAUGUGAGCCAAAUAGUGUGGGAAGGUGGGACUGUAAAAGUUGUCGAACAAAGAAAUGUUUUGACAUUGGAAUGAGACCUGAUAAUAUUCAAUGCAGUGAUGAUACUAUUAGUUACUCUGAAUCAAUUCCAAACGAUCCUAAAGACACUUCAAGUCCAUCCGCCAUAAGCUCGUCAUCUGAAGAAUAUAUUACAUUUUUUGAUUUUACAUCUCUACUUGAGUCAAUUGAAAAUAUUUUAAAAACUCAAAUUGACACUCCUAUUACAAAUCAAACUUCUCUGCAAAAACUUGCAUAUGGCCUCAAAGAAAUUAGAAAAUCGCAAGUUUUGGAGAAUAUUCCUGUUGUAACAUCGAUCGGAAAAAAUGAAACAUUUAAUUCUUGGAAGAUGGAUAUGGAGAGAGCAGCUACUUGGUUGACAUAUUUUGAUGAAUUUUGCACUUUGAAAUCUGAAGAAAAGAUGCUUAUAACAAAAUGUAUGUGGUUGUUGUUCCGAAGAUUAGAACGCAGUGCAAUGACAGCCGAUUUGAGACGGGCGAAAAAAUGUCAAAAAAGUGAAUAUGCAAUGAAAACUGACUCCCUUGUAAGCAUGGAAACAAAAUAUGAAUUUGAUUGGCUUUCCCAUUUUUCGGCAGAACAAAUAAAAGUUUUUCUUGGAAGCUCUUCUGGAAUGUAUUGUGAAGAAUUGACAAAUUGUAUCAUGGAAGUUCAACCAUCAGAUGAGGAACUUUGUUUUAUCAUAUGUGACCUUUGCUUUCAAUAUCUUGGUAUAAAAGUAGGAGGAGAAAUUCAGCAAAAGUUGGAAGGACUACAAAAAAUUCUCUCUGACAACUUACAUAAUUACUACUUGGAAAGAAAUCGAGAACACAGAUAUACUUAUAGGCUCUCCCAACUAAUGAAAAUCAGUCAGCAAUAUAACAAAUUGAUGGAAGAAAAACGAAGAGUUGGAGUUGUUGGGGAAGUAUUUGGAGUAUUUCGAGUCAAGUGGUCUCAUCCGGAUAUUUUUAAAUAUGCACGAUUUGAAUAAUUGUUUUGGACUUUACAAACUGAUUUCUUGAAAUAUGUUGUUUGAAAUAAAUGUUGAUCAAAUACUCAAUUAGGAGCAGCAGAAAAUAUUAAAAUUUUCAUGAAGGCUGUAUUAA
This is a messenger RNA of Caenorhabditis elegans, 1337 nucleotides long. It is a transcript of the gene nhr-195, whose product is annotated as NR LBD domain-containing protein. Bases 584 to 1222 code for a protein of 212 amino acids. Gene Ontology annotation, cellular component: nucleus. Gene Ontology annotation, biological process: DNA-templated transcription; regulation of DNA-templated transcription. Lineage: Eukaryota; Metazoa; Nematoda; Chromadorea; Rhabditida; Rhabditidae. The record is from RefSeq and is marked reviewed. Gene Ontology annotation, molecular function: DNA binding; sequence-specific DNA binding; zinc ion binding. The transcript is spliced from 7 exons.